This is a messenger RNA of Cooperia oncophora, 351 nucleotides long. The record is from the annotation of a GenBank genome assembly. Lineage: Eukaryota; Metazoa; Nematoda; Chromadorea; Rhabditida; Trichostrongylidae.
AUGUUUCGCUCGUUCGUGUCGCUGACGCUCAGGUCAGGACGGUAUUUAUUAUCUCCUUAUACCGCCAAGCCUAGAACACACUGCACAGCAAGUUCCUUCCCCGCUGACCCCUCACAAGCUCGUCUAUCCAUACAGUACACUUGUGGAGUCUGCGGAACUCGUCAGGUUAGUCAAUGCCUUUCUAAAUUUAUUUAUAAUCUGAUGACCCUUAUGAAAAGACAACGAAUGGAAAGUGAUGUGGUUGGCGCCCGUCUUCUCAAAGAACGUCCAAGGGUCAACAAUCAAACGGUGAAUCGUGAAUAUCUUGAAUCGUUACCGGAGAAUACUUUUGGAAAACGUUACGCCAAGUAA